CAAAUUUUCUGCAUUUUCAGUAAAACCGAAGACAUAAACAAACCACGAGAGUCACGAGGCGCGUUUCAUCCACAUUUCGAACAUCAUGGAAGAGGAAAUAAACGAAGAACAACAACCGGGGAGACCCAAAAAGAUCAAUGUUCCGACCCAAUAUCGUCAGGGAGCGAAAAUUUUGAAGCAAAUGUGCGAAGAAGGCAAGUCCCUGAAGAAUUUAGUUUACAAUAAUCAACAUUUGAGGGUCAGUAGCAUGUCAAAACUCAUGGGAUUAAUUCAAUCGCACGAACAGCAGUUAGAAGAAAUCAUCAAAAAGACAGAAAUUUUUGAAAAAGAAAAAAACUUGAACCCCUGGCUCGGUAGAAUUCUCAUCACAGAACUGAUUUUCGGCAGAAAACAACUCAUCGGUCAAUCAAAACCCGUGCAAUGUGUUCUCUCGUACCAAGAAGCGCUCGAAAAGGCUCUCGCUACGGUCGAAGCUCAACCAAAAGAGCAAAAACAACUGAAAUACAACGUUCCUCGUUACGUGCGGAUUAACACGAUUCUCAUUGAUCGCAAGGAAGCCAUCGAAUAUUGUGAGCGCGAAGGUUGGAAAUUGGUUUCUAACGAAUUCGACACCUACGAAGAGUUUCUGGCUGCCGUAAAUGCCUUGGAUGACGAAUCUUUCAUGAUCGAUUAUCACAUCAAGGAACUUUUGCUGUUCCCGAAGAGCUCGAAACGUUAUUGGAGUUCAAAUGAGCUCAAAAACGAAGGAAAAUUCCUUUUACAGGACAAAGCUUCGUGUCUUCCGCCUUUUAUGCUGGAUCCGAAGAAAAAAUCAACAGUUUUGGACAUGUGCAGCGCUCCGGGCAACAAAACCGUUCAACUUGCGGCAAUUAUGAAGAAUAAAGGCAAAAUUUACGCUGUCGAAAAAAAUCCCGAGCGUUACAAGUUACUUUGUGAGACAAUCGAGGCUUCUGGAGUAAAAAUCGUGUCUUCGAUCAAUUCGGACAUCACCAAUAUCGGAAACGAACAAGCGCCAAAAGUUGAGUUUAUUCUUCUCGAUCCGAGUUGUUCGGGCAGCGGCAUGUUAAAUCGCUUCGUUCAAGACUCCGAAGCUGAUAAAGACACCGCUCGCUUGUACAAACUCUCGGGACUUCAAUACAAACUUUUAUUUCACGCCAUGACGAAUUUUCCAAAUGUUCAACGCAUCGUUUACUCGACUUGUUCAAUUUAUCCGGAAGAAAAUGAGGAAGUUGUUCUCGGUGCAUUGCGGCAUUGUAAGGAUUUUAAGCUGAUAAAUGCCAAAGAGCUUCUUGGCGGGUAUUGGACAAAUACGGGAGAUGAAGGAAAAUAUCCCGGAAUUGGCGGAAAUUGCAUUUAUUCGAGGACGGAACAUGAUUUGACGAUCGGAUUUUUUGUGGCAGUGUUCAUUAGAUGCGAAGAGGGCGAAGAGAAUGAGUUUUACAAGGAAAAACAAGCAACGAAACGACCUUUUGUGAAAAACAAGAACGCAGAAGAGGCAGGAAAGGACAACAAAUAUAAGAAGAAAAAGAUGAUGCGCGAGGAAAAUGAAGCUGAAUAAUUUUUUUUUUGACGAAUUUAAUAAAUCUCUCUUUGA
Molecule: messenger RNA, 1594 nt
Organism: Culicoides brevitarsis
Lineage: Eukaryota; Metazoa; Arthropoda; Insecta; Diptera; Ceratopogonidae
Gene: Nsun5
Product: 28S rRNA (cytosine-C(5))-methyltransferase
Exons: 3
Coding region: 86-1558 (490 amino acids)
Biological process (GO): rRNA base methylation
Cellular component (GO): nucleolus
Molecular function (GO): RNA methyltransferase activity
Source: RefSeq, a predicted model, not a curated record